AUGUGGCAUGGAAGUUGUGGAGGCAGGGACUCUUGGUCUUCUUCGACAUUAGUUCCAGAAACUAUAAGCCAGUUAUUUACUAUUAUACACUUGUACCUCCUCAUCUGUAAACAAAUAUCUACGUGUUUGCUAAUUUUUCUAUACCCCGAUGCCAACCAAGUUUGCCAAAAGGAAAAAGCAAAGGAUAUUGCAAUGGAUCAUAACAACCAAAGUAAUAUUGUAUUCUAUGCGAAAUACCGCUAUGACUAUAUAUUCGAAUGUUUCUCUCAGAUGGUUCUUCACUGUCAUCACUUUCAACCCAUAAGGCUGCUACUUGAGAUGAUUCUGGUUCACCUGGAAUGUUAUUCCAAAGGGCCCGACGCGGGGGUUGAGUGUCUUAUUCAGAGUUUCUUUAGCCUAAACUACCAAAAGCAGAUUAAACUACUAAGUUACCCAAAGAUCUAA
Messenger RNA from Striga asiatica, 444 nucleotides. The record is from the annotation of a GenBank genome assembly. NCBI's taxonomy places the organism in Eukaryota, Viridiplantae, Streptophyta, Magnoliopsida, Lamiales, Orobanchaceae.